UCGGGGCUCCUCGGCCGCGUCUCCUCGUCCUCCCAGCGUUCGGGGUCGGGGUUCUCGUCCGCCCCCCGGGCUCGGGCCGGGCGACGGCCCCCAGGAAGCGCUGUCCGAGCUCUGGCCCCGGCCGGGCGGACGCCGCCGCCCGCAUGGCGGCCAUCAAGGCCCUGGAGCAGUGGUGCCGGCAGCAGUGCGAGGGCUACCGGGACGUAAGCAUCACCAACAUGACCACGUCGUUCCGCGACGGCCUGGCCUUCUGCGCCAUCCUGCACCGCCACCGGCCGGACCUCAUAAACUUCGAUGCUCUCAGGAAGGAAAACGUUUAUGAGAACAACAAACUGGCCUUCCGUGUGGCGGAGGAGCAGCUGGGCAUCCCGGCCCUGCUGGACGCCGAGGACAUGGUGGCCCUGAAGGUGCCCGACCGGCUGAGCAUCCUGACCUACGUGUCCCAAUACUAUAACUACUUCCAGAGGCACGCCCCUGCUGGGCACACGGCCGGUGUCAAAAGGCCCUCGUCCAACACCAGUGAGGAGCCGUCUGGAAAGAAGGCCCCAUCCCAGCCCGCCCAGCCUGCAUCCGUCCCUGCCCGGGGACAGCCGCUAUCUCCAGUCAGCCUAAACCGCACCGUCCAGCAGAAGGAUGGGGGCUCGGAGGGCCCCCCGCGGAAGGCUGGCCAGGCCGCGGGGGGCUCCCGCAGCAGCUCCUGCGGCGUCUGCGGGCAGCACGUGCACCUCGUGCAGCGCCACCUGGCGGACGGGAGGCUGUACCACCGCGGCUGCUUCAGGUGUAAGCAGUGCUCCGGCACGCUGCACUCAGGGGCCUACAGGGCCACAGGAGAGCCCGGCGUGUUCAUCUGCUCCAGCCAUCGCCCCGAAACCGCCUCUGCCAGCCCCACAUCGCCCAGCCUGGCCUCCAGGUGGCCUGGAGCCACGUCCACGGACUCAGAGACCCCUGGAGGCCUGAGGAAGACGCAGGAGGCGAGCGGACAGAGAGACACGGGGCCAAAGGCCAGGCUGCCUGGCGGGGACCCUGCGGCAGGCAGUGCUUCUGCCAGAGGUUCCGCUCCAGCUGCAACCAACCCGCCGGCCCCUGCCUCAUCCCGAGUCCCCGCAGGGAGCCCAGCUGCACCCAGGCUCAUGGCGGGCCCUGUGGGGGGUAAACCCAGCACUCACGUGACCAGCAGCUCCCUGACGAUAUGGCCAUCACCAGCAGGCAGCCCCCGGCCCACCGGGACCUCAUGUGCCCCAGACCCUUGCCCGGCCACACCGCAAGGCUGGGCCACGCCCCGAGUCACAGCCCCCCAGACCAAGCUCAGUUCCAGGCCAGCAUCUCCGGUACCUGCAAGCACCCUGGCCUGGACCCCGUCGUCCUCAAAGACCCAGCAGGCCCGGGAGCGGUUCUUCCAGACCCCUGGAGGCACCCCUGGCCCUGGCCCGGCUACUGCAGACGCGCCUUCCGGGGACAGCCGCAGGGAGCAGGCGCUGAGCUUCCUCCGCAAGGCCCUCCCGGAGCUCGGGGCACCCGGCAGGUCCCCCACCGCCACUGUCCCCGCUCCCAGCUCCCAUCCCAGAUUCGAGGGGCCCGGAGCCAGUCCACCAGCCAGGGUGUCACAGCCCACGUCCCCACAGACCCUCAGCCCCGCCGCGAGGACGGGGCCGCCCACCGCCCCAGGUGUGGGCAGCUCCUCACAGUCGUCCCAGGAGGCCAAGAAGGGCCCAGCUGUCUCCUCAGGGGCCGUCGGAGCUGGUGCUGGCUCCCGGCUGAAGCCGGAGGCCCCGCUGGCCAAGGGCCCGGGCGCCAGCCCCCAGGACGGCCCAGAGGACCGGCCGGCGGGGUGGAGGGCCCGCCUGAAGCCCGUGGAGAAGAAGAGCCCCGCGGACAGGGCCCCAGAGCCAAAGGAGCCUCGGGUCCUGGGAGAGCCACGGGCAGGCGACGCAGCCGGGAAGGCCUCCGGGAGCUCCGAGAGGGGCGUCCGUAUCACGGUGACCUCCGUGCGGGUGGACAGGACGCCGGGCGCAGCCGGCCCCGGGGCCAGCCUCCCAGCCACGUCUGCGUCUGCAUCCCCUCUCAAGAAGCUGGCCGUCCCAGCUAGCCUGGAUAUUUCUGGCGACUGGCUGCAGCUUGAACCAUCGAGGAAGGAAGGCCCUGCCCGGAGCCAGAAGGAGGAGGAGAAAGGCCCUCCCCAAGGCAAACCAGGGAGGCCCCCGGGCCCAGCCAGCGUAGCCGCUCCACCUGCCAAGUCAGCAACCUCCCCGGUCGGGCUGCACACUGACUACGUGCCGCCCGAGAUCCAGCGUCAGGUGCAGGACAUCGAGAGGCAGCUGGACGCCCUGGAGCUCCGGGGCGUGGAGCUGGAGAAGCGUCUGCGAGCGGCUGAGGGGGAUGACUCGGAGGAUGCCCUCAUGGUGGACUGGUUCCGGCUCGUCCACGAGAAGCAGCUGCUGCUGAGGCUGGAGUCAGAGCUGAUGUACAAGGCCAGGGCCCAGCGCCUGGAGGAGCGGCAGCUGGACCUCGAGGGGGAGCUGCGCCGGCUGAUGGCCAAACCAGAGGGUCUGAAGUCCCCUCAGGACCGGCAGCGGGAGCAGGAUUUGCUGGACCAGUACGUGGACACGGUCAACAACCGCAGCGACAUCAUCGACUUCCUGGAUGAGGACCGGCUCAGGGAGCAGGAGGAGGACGAGGUGCUGCAGAGCAUGAUCCAGAAGCUGGACCUGCAGAGGAACGGCGAGGAGCAGAGGAGGAAGCCCAGGUUCCGCUUGUCCAGCAUCUGGUCCCCCAAGAGCCGGAGCAGGACCCCCGAGUAGCCGCUUGGCGGCGCUGCAAGACCCUUGCCCGCGGGUGGGGUGGGACCCACGCUGCCCGCUCUGCGGGGUCUGGGGCGCCUCAAUAAAGAAACUGACCCG
Molecule: messenger RNA, 2897 nt
Organism: Odocoileus virginianus texanus
Lineage: Eukaryota; Metazoa; Chordata; Mammalia; Artiodactyla; Cervidae
Gene: MICALL2
Product: MICAL like 2
Molecular function (GO): protein binding
Source: RefSeq, a predicted model, not a curated record